Molecule: messenger RNA, 2499 nt
Organism: Lineus longissimus
Lineage: Eukaryota; Metazoa; Nemertea; Pilidiophora; Heteronemertea; Lineidae
Product: intraflagellar transport protein 22 homolog
Exons: 6
Coding region: 61-627 (188 amino acids)
Biological process (GO): intracellular protein transport
Cellular component (GO): endomembrane system
Molecular function (GO): GTPase activity
Source: RefSeq, a predicted model, not a curated record
CACUACUGGUCCUUGACGCCAAAUUCCAAAGAAUUUUGACAUUUGUGUGCAACAAAAACCAUGUUUAAGACAAAAAUAUUGAUGUUAGGGCCAUGCGAGAGUGGCAAAACAGCAAUCUCCAAUUUCCUCUCCGAGGCUUCGGAGCAGCAAGGAGGGUUAUACCAUGCAACCUGUGGGGUUAGGAUUGUCGAGUUUGAAUCUCAAGGUUUGAAUGUAAAUGGGCGGACAAUGAAUGGAGAAGUGGAAUUAUGGGAUGUUAGUGGCGAUCGAAAAUUUGAGAACUGUUGGCCCGCCAUUGCCAGGGAUGCUAGUGGAAUCAUCUUUGUAUAUAAUCCGGACGCACCUAACCAUGAUAAAGAACUGGACUCGUGGUACACACAUUUUGUCAAGCAGCAAGGCUUGAGAGAUUCACAGUGCAUUGUUUUCAAACAUCAACGGCCGUCUGCACAUGAUAGAGAAAUAAUAGAACUUUCUGGACAGUUCAGUCGUAUCCCUGUCGUUCAAUCAAACUUGGAAGAGGAUCCCGAAGGGCUCCAUCUUGAAUUUAGAAACUUUCUCAGCACGUUAUUAAGCGCCAUGUCGGACAAACGGGAACAGGAAGAACUGAGCAUCAUGAAUCAAAGAUAAAUAUAAUUGUGACUUUAAAGCGCCCUACUGACGAGACCUUUUCAUCGCUGUGACCAGCAACAGUUAUCGCUGCAAGAAGUGUUACAAAUAUCACCGGGUGAAAAACUGGUUAUGGCUGGUUUUGACAUUUAUUGCAGGUCACGGGGACAACCCUUUCUUGUUGCAGGCAACUGUCUUUCGCAAACAAGAGAUUUUUGUCUCCUUCGCUGUUUGAAAAUUAUUCUCGUUGUGUGUUUUACUUGACAGGAUUGCUUCUCAGGAUCUGAGUAGAUGCAGAUUCUAGGCCUCAUUAAUUCCCUGAAGUCAGUUUCUCCCAGAUUCAUUAGAUAGAGUGUCUGUUUCUAAGGGAAGGUGGCAGCUGAGCUGCUUUACCUGAUUUAAACAUCACACCAUGAUUGAUGUUUCCAUGGUCAGUUGAUAGAGGGCCCUCCUGGCUAAAACACAAGACCUUGUAUUCUAUGUAUCCGGGAGGAUUUGGGAGGUAAAAUCUUCUUUUACUGUCUAAUAAAUUACAAAUUCCAUUGGAAGUUUCUGUAAGGUUGGGAAAGAUGUAAUAGUUACUUCAAAAGAUACAGUAGUCUUAUUGAAAGUCACAUCAUUGUUUCAAAAAAUCCAUAGGGACAAGAUAUAUUUUGUUUGAACUAUUGCAAAGGGAAAAAGAUGUUUGUCAGAUUUGUGAUAACUGUAACACUGAAUAAGGUGAGAUUGUUAAAUGCGCCAUUCUUGUUUCUGUAAUCAAAGGUACCUGCACAUCUUGCUAUGGACUUUGUUAAGCUUGUUUAAAAAAGUAUGGGCUUCUUCUUUGCCUUGAGUUCAAAAUUGUGAUUAUCACUGUGAUGUGCUGUCACCUACUUUCACUUUGAAUUCAGGCAUGUAUUCCGUCCAAGUAUAUAUACUGCAAACCUGGACAUUUUUGCUGGCUGGUUAAUUUUCCUGACGGUGUCUGUCCAUGAAAAAAAAAAGGGGUGAAAUCUGUGAAAAUAUUAGGCCAUAAAUAUAUUCAGGUUUCACAGUGCUGUUUUUUUCCAUCCAAUAAACCUCAUUUUACACAAAUCUUUGCCAAAUGUUUGUCAGAGUGGUAUUUACGUCUGAUAAUGAUGAUGAAUUGUGACAAAAGUUUGUGUAAAAUGAGUUAGUGUAAUAAUGUAUAUUGCCAAUAAAAUGUGAAUAAGAACUGCUCGUCCUGGUUGGUAUAAACUUGGCUUCUUUAUGUUCCCUCGAGACAACUUCCAACAUUUUUUUUAGAACUGUCUGACUGCUGCAGUGAAAGACAUGGAAUAAUAAGCAUUGAAAUAGUUAAGGGUUUUGAAUCUUGGACAGAAGUUUGAUUCUCUGCUCCUCAAAACUGUCUGUGAGUAAGAUCUCAUUUUCAUCUGUGUUGGAAAUUCAUCGCUUAUUUUUUAGCACGGGCAGUAAAUCGACCUUCUGAAAGUAAAUACCUGUUGUUGCCUUCGAUCGCCCUGCUACAUUUUGUUCCCAUCAUCAUAAAUUGAACAGUGACCUGCGGGAUACACAAUUCGUCAUUUCAGACCCUGCCUCUUGUUUACAGAGUAUCAGUUGGUACUCCCACGUUUGGUAUCAAAUAUCAAAAGAAAACCAUGCAAAUGAAACUUUGCCACCCCUGGAAACUGGCACAUGAGCAACUAAAUCGCAGCUAUUACCUGAGUCGAUAUUUAUCGCUUCGGGAUAUUUUUGCCCUGAAAUUCGAUAGCGUAUUGUAGCACUGACAUUUCAGCUAGGUAUUGGAUUAUAAUAAUUUGUUAGCAUUACCCAGUACAUUAACCGAUGCAUAAUUUGUGAUUGCUAACGGUUAUUGAUUGAAAAGCUCUCUGAAAUGCACAGCUUAUUGAUUUGGAAGUAUUCAAUAAAAUU